This is a messenger RNA of Tachyglossus aculeatus (Australian echidna), 7919 nucleotides long. It is a transcript of the gene PLEKHG4B, whose product is annotated as pleckstrin homology and RhoGEF domain containing G4B. Gene Ontology annotation, molecular function: guanyl-nucleotide exchange factor activity. The record is from RefSeq and is a predicted model, not a curated record. Bases 175 to 5451 code for a protein of 1758 amino acids. NCBI's taxonomy places the organism in Eukaryota, Metazoa, Chordata, Mammalia, Monotremata, Tachyglossidae. The transcript has 23 exons.
AAAAAAAAGAGAGCACAGGCAGCUCAAGUGUAGCCCCAGAAGGCAAGUGAAGUCAGGGGAAAGGUCAGAUGAAAUUAUCCGCAUGCUACGGACUUCUGCACGGUGGGUACUUUGUUAACAAAGUGGACUUUAUGGAAACAUUUUUACCCUGGGAUUGGAAAAAAGGCAGUCAGCAUGAAUCACAAAGCCCCAGCUCCAAAGCCUCGAGGGGAUAGCUGUUCGAGGAUAAAGGACUCGGAAUCCCUUGAUACCUACAUACAGAACGCACUCUCCGAACUCUAUCCACCUUUCAAGGCAACAGCCCCAACAGUCCUGUGGCAGCUCUUCAGCAUAGUUGAAAAGUUGUAUCAAGGAGAUGGUCUGCGCUGCCUGAUUGAUUUCCUUGUCCCGGCCAAGAAAAUCUUGCAGUGUGUUCAGCAAGAAACCUGUGCUAAGUAUACAGGCCUGAUUUUCCACCAUGAGGGUUGGCCAUUGUGCACCCAUGAGAAAGUGGUGGUGCAGUUAGCAUCUCUUCACAAAGUUCACCUUGAGCCAGGAGAUUUCUACUUCCAAGUUGUGUCUGUGGGUCAUCAGUCAGCCAAACUGGUUAUAAAACACCUCUCCCCAGAUGGAAAGGAAUUAGAAGAAGUGACUGUCCCUGACACCAUGUAUGGAUGUCUUUUCACCACAGAAUUUUUGGAAAGUGUCAACUACAACCGGCACCACGUUCACUUGCAGAACUGUUUGCUGACCUGUGGCCCAGCAGUUUAUCGCACUCCCUGGAAGAAUAUCACAAAUCCUAUCUUUGUCCCCACACCGGAAUCCAUCUUGCCUCGUUCUUCCAGCAGCUCACCUCCUGAUUUGCCAAGUGACCCCAGUCCUCAUGACAAAAUAGAGAGCAAUUGUUCCCAUGCGUGGAGGAAUCCAGUCAGUGGCCUGUCCAGUGCAGUCCACAGCUUAGGCGGUGGGGCUGAAAUGGAGAGUCCUGAGACCCUCAGAGAAGACUCUGCAGGAGAUCACAGAAGACUCAUUGUCUUUUCUCCUGAGAGGCCCAUCACAGAGAGGACCUGGCCCAAGACCACCAAAAUGGGCGUGGAGGUAGAUGGACUGCCAAAUGAUGAAGAAGUGUCUGACAAAGAGGAAGAGAAAACUAAUAGUAUGAAAAAUAUAACUUUCAGCCCAGAUCUAAGCAGGCCAUGUACCGGACAGCAGCAGCUCAGGGAUCCCACCUAUUUUGAGACAAAGCGUCUGUUCCGAAAGUCAUACAUGGAAGCCUUGCAGAACCCAAUGCACCUAGGCUCCAGUUCUGAGGAGUCAAUAUCAGAUGCACCCUCUGCCCGAAUGGGACACUCUCUUGCAAAGCACACUGAAAAUAUGCUGGUGAGCAAAGCUGCAGAAAAGGCAACUCAGGAAGAAAAUGAUCUUCCCAAAAGACUUGUCCUUGAGGAUGAACCAGAGGUAGUCAGGAGUCCUAAAAAUGUUUCCCAGCCUCUAGAGAAGUCUCAAAUCCCUGGAUCCUUUCUGAUAGUUGGGAACAGGGCUACUCCGAGAAGAAGGUCUCGGUCUUUGGAUCGGUCACCCAAAAAUUCCCAGGACAGAGGUUGCAGGCCCCAGGGGGUCUCAGAUGACUCAUCAAAUGUUAACCCCCAAAGCCUCUUAAAUGGACAUGCUUGCAAACCAGAAAAGCGGGACUCUAGCAGCCAUUUAUUUUUGCCUGUGAAAAGCCACACUUUCACUAAAGAGGAUGAAGAUGUGUCUCAGAACACAGAUAUGGUAGGUCCAGAUAACUGUCUCCCAGGAGAGGACACCGACGUGUUUGCAAACACAACUCCCAUGUUACGGCAGACUGAAAACGAAUCGCUCCCUACAAAUGCAGGAGACUUCUUUCACCGACCACCCAAUGGAUUACUUGCGAUCAACAGGGAAUUCCUGCAGUCUGGCAUCAUUGCUAUUCCUGGGAGCAGAGAUCGAAAUGGCAGAGCAAUCGUCCAGGUCUGCACCAGAAGUACAUUUUGGCUAAGUGAACAUCCCACAAGUGCCAACAUCACUCAACUUCUGAUGUAUUUCUACAGCAUUCCCAGGAAGGAAAUACAGGAUUUGGGACUAGUUAUUUUAGUGGAUGCUCGAAAAUGUCAACCUAUUCCUGCUCUUUUCCAAGCUUUCACUACCCUACAGAAUACAGUUCCUCAUUCAGUUCAUAGCGUGCUGCUGUUGGUGGAUAAAGAAUCUUCAUUUAGGCCUGAUAAAGAUCCAGUAAUUCAGUAUGAGGUCCUGAUGUCCCUGAAGGCUUUGCAUAAGAUCAUUGAUUGUACCCAGCUCACAGCAGAUUUGGAUGGGACCUUUCCUUAUAACCACAGUAACUGGAUCCGUUUCCGUCAGAAAGUGGAGCCCUUUUCCAGGAACUGCAAAGAAGCCAUUCUUUUUCUACAAAACUCUGUCUGUUCCCUAAAUUCUAAUAGCACCCUAAGCACAGUGCAGGAGGUCAAGGAUUUAAUCAACAAACACAAGACAAUGAUGAAGCUUGUCCUGGAAGAUGACCUCUUGGUGACUUUAAGGUUGGAAGGUGGCACUAUUCUAGCCAGAAUUCGGAAGGAAGAGUUCUGUACCAGCGAAGAUCACAGAGAUGCUAUCGAAACAAUAACCAGACUGUAUAAUCAGGUUGAUGAAGAAGUUCAUAGACUAGUUCUUUUGUCUAAUAAGAGUCUUCAGCAGCUGGAGAAUCUUCAGGAACUGAGAAAACUUGAGGAAGGUUGUGGUCAGAUUAAAUUGUGGUUUGAAAAUGAACGAGAAAAAUACUUUGGCCCAUUGGAUAAAGAGCUGCUGUCAGUAGCCAAGGUGAAGAAAAAGCAAGAGGAGUUCCGUGUUUUUGGAGACAUGGUGAUGCAAUAUUGCAGACAAGGACUACAGCUGCUGAAAGAUAACAGAGCCCCAAUCUCAGAAGAGAAAAUUCAGAAUUUCAAGAGAUAUCUCAAGAGCAUUGUAACCCAGACGGAGAGGAGGAAAGGAAAGUUGGAAGAGUUGGCCAGCCUCUACGAGUUUUAUGAGACGGCAAACGGGUGGCUGCUACACUGCAAUGAAUUUCUUGAACGUCUUACUCUAGAGACCGAAUAUUCUCCUUCAGACCUUCAGUACUUGCAGAGCUAUCACCAAGAGGCCACAAAGGUUUCUGCAGAAAACUUCCAGAAGGUGAAUGACAUGGUGUUGGGUCUGGGAAGCCAGAAGGAACAGAAACAGUGGAUCCUGCUGUGGCUGCAAUGCCAACAGGCGAGGCAUCGUUUAGAAGAGGCUCUGUCAGCAGCUGCCCACUUCAAGUCUAACGAGGCCCGGGAGGCCCAGGAGGGAGAAGUGGAACAGGAACUUGCCUGGGAGGAGAAGAAACAGCAGCCAUACUCCUUUCCUUUCCUCCAACUAUGCACGGGGGGCAGCUUGGCUGAGAGAAAUGGACUGUCACUUUCCCCGCCAACCAGUUGCCCCAGAAGACAAAUGCUCUCAGAUCUGGAGGAUGUUACUCAGGAUGAGUGUGGGUGGAUCCUCCAAGCCCCAGUUCCCUUCCCGAGCCUCUCUCCGGUGAGUGGGCUGCCCAGAAUGGGCCGCGUUUUAGAUGACACGGAUGAUGUCUCCACCGUCUCCUCCCUCCCUGAGCCCAGUGAGGCUCUAGCCGCCUUCCACAGGAAGCACCCCUUAAAGAAAAUGAUGAAGAAAGCACAAGGCUUUGAACUUCCUCAGCUUGAAAGCAGCCCCCGUGUACUGGAACGGCAUAAGUCCACUGGGGUUUCUAUAAAGGGUCUGGAGGUGAUGAGCUGUGUGGCUACUGAGAAGAAAACCUCUCUCCAAAGACCAAAUGUUCAAAGCCCAUUGGUCGGUAGAAACCGAAGUUUAUCAUCCCCUUCACGGAUACAUCAUAUGGAGGAAGAAGAAAGAAAGAGAACAGGAAGCAAUAAAGUACAGCAUAUAAUGGAUGAAAUGAUUGCCACCGAAAGGGAAUAUGUUAGAGCCUUAGGAUACAUCAUCGACAACUAUUUUCCAGAAAUGGAAAGGAUUGAUCUGCCCCAGGACUUGAGAGGGAAGAGGAAUGUAAUCUUUGGGAAUCUGGAGAAGCUCCAUGAUUUUCACAGCCAUUAUUUUCUGAAAGAGCUGGAACACUGCAGGAACUGUCCCUUGCCUGUCAGCCACUGUUUCCUCAGACAUGAAGAACAGUUUGGGUUGUAUGCAUUGUACAGCAAGAACAAACCUCAAUCUGAUGCUUUGCUUACCAGCCAUGGAAACAUCUUCUUUAAAAAUAAGCAGCAGGACCUGGGGGAUAAAAUGGAUCUGGCCUCCUAUUUGCUCAAGCCAAUCCAGCGAAUGAGCAAAUAUGCCCUCCUGCUCAAGGACCUGAUUCAGGAAUGUGCCAAGACCCAGGCUCAAGAACUCAGUGACCUCCGGGCUGCUGAGGAAAUGGUAAAAUUCCAGCUCCGCCAUGGGAAUGACCUGCUUGCCAUGGAUGCCAUUCGAGGGUGUGAUGUUAACUUAAAAGAGCAAGGACAGCUGAGAUGCCAGGAUGAGUUUAUCGUUUCUUGUGGAAGAAAAAAGUAUCUAAGACAUGUCUUCCUGUUUGAAGAUCUCAUCUUGUUUAGCAAGACCAAAAAGAUUGAUGGGGGAUAUGAUGUUUACAUGUACAAACAGUCUUUCAAGACUGCUGAAAUUGGAAUGACAGAGAGUGUUGGAGACAGUGGCCUAAGGUUUGAGAUCUGGUUUCGAAGAAGGAGAAAGUCUCAGGAUACAUUCAUCCUACAAGCCCGUUCAGCGGAAGUGAAAGUUUCUUGGACAAACAUCAUUGGUAAAAUCCUCUGGAGACAAGCUCUGAGAAACCGAGAACUCAGGAUGCGAGAAAUGGUGUCCAUGGGAAUUGGCAACAAACCAUUCUUGGACAUUGAACCCAGUGACGCAGCCAUAAGUGACCGGGCCAUAGAUUAUAUCAUGAAGGGAACAGAGUCAAAAUCUCGAGCAUCCAUAGCGGUGUCGUCGUUUGACCAUUCAACACCUUUUAAAAGGCCCCAUUCCACUAUCUCAAAUAGCAGCACGUCUUCUUCAAGUGGCCAAUCGACAUCUUCCAUUCUGGGAUCCUUGAACCUGCAUACAUAUUCCAGUCCAGCUUAUCCAGGUCUGCCGAACCCUCCCUCCUACCAAUGGUCCUGGGAUAUUCAAACUUGUAUCGAAGAAGAUGAGCUGGAACAGGAAACUGGCAGCCAGCCUUCUAUGAUCACUGAAGGCUCAGAGUCAUCCCACUGUACUUCUGGGGACAGCGUGAGCGGCGUUGCAAGCUGGACACAGCCUGCUUGGUCCCCACAUCUUUCAGAGACGCUUUCAGAUGACGGGACCCUGAAUUCCAGCACCAACCCACCCUCCCAGUGUGCAUCUCCAGUGUUUCCUGAGAGAAAUCCUCAGCCGAAGUUGACCAGCAGCCCACACGUCACAACUGAAUUUCUGUGACAGGAGACCUUCCUGGCCUUGCUGGGCUGAUUGAACUGACGCUCCCUCCACCCUUUAAAGCCCAGACAACUGGAUUGGGUCAUUUACAGGGGCAUUAUCUCAUGGAACUCCUCCACACCCAGAUUAUUUCAGAGAAGCAGUGGAGUUGGUUUUAACUUGAUGAUUUCCAUCCCUUUUUGUCAGAACCAAAGCUCUCUUGUAUUAGGCCUUUCAACAGUGGUUUGACUGCAGGCAAAAUGUCAGUAAGUACCUGGUUUUUCCAACUCAACCCUCGUGCUAAAAUAACCACACUAAAGAAAAUGUACUUCCAUUGUCCAUUCCCAUCAAUAUAGCAGCCAGUUGGAUGAGUAUGCGGACUUCUCCAGGCUGAUUUGCAUGCUCUAAACAUAUUAAGGAUGCUUUGGAAACUUAAUUGGCACUCCUGCUUUUAACUCUGCUUCCUUCCUAGGAGAAUCCUGGCACCCCAGACACUUUCUGUUUCCCUCUCCUUCUUCUUCCCUAAGUCCCUGUGGCUUCUCCUUCCAGCCAAGUCUUCUCUAGGCAUCCUAUGGGCCCCUGUUGGCACUUGGGGUAACCAAACCAACACCCUAAAGUUUGGCCUUCAAGGUUUGUUCUAAAACAGGAGUUAAUUUGAGAGUUCUGAGCCCAUGCCAGCACCACGAAACUCUAACCACACAUCUGUAUGAGAAACAGGUUCUAGGGCAGGCCAACCCUUCUAGCACCAGGGUAAGAAGAGCACAAUCAGAGGGGGACAAGGAUUUCCCAGCAGCCUAUGGUGAGCUGAUGGCAGAGCCAGGAAUGCAAUCAAAGUCAAGAAUGCCUGUCCAGGCUCACAAAACCCAACUGUCAUCCAGCUCUGGUUCCUUUGCCCAGGGAGAAGAGGGAAUAGAUUCAUUGGCAGGCUGCUGAGGGAUCAGCCAAACACAAAGCAAGAGGGGAAGGGGUGUGCCUGCAACAAGGUAAGAUCUCUUUCCCCAUCUCCUUCAGCCAGGAGAUCAUUAAAGAUGCUGCCUGCUUUUUAGAGGUAUCUAACUACAGGACUCUCAGAAUUUUACAGAAGAAUGGUCCAGGGUUCAAUAAACUCCUAGGUAUGUUGAGUGCAAAGGCCCCCACCGCCAUGCCCCUCCCUAUAGAAAAGACAGACAUUAGCAAAAUCCAAACUCUCAUCUUACUUCAAACGUAGUAACCAAAGAUAGCUUUUCUACUCAUUGGCCUGCUUCGAGCCUUCAAUGGUUUUUUUGGUCUCCACUCGGGACUUUUGUGCUCUUGACGUGGACCAAAGGAGGUUUACUAACUUCCUCAUUUUAAAAUCCUGCCAGCUUGUAUCCUUUUGGGAGAGAGAGAGGGAGAGAGAGGGGGAGAGAGAGAGAGAGAGAGAGAGAGAGUGUGUGUGUGUGUUGUGUGUAUGUUUGCAUAUGCAUGGUGAAGGUAAGGAAGUAGAGGGCCUGGGCAUGGCUGUGGGCAAGGGCAUGGGUUCUGGAUAUUAAUCUGGGAACAGCUUUGGGUGGGCUGCUGUGAUCCCAGGAAUUUCCUUGCUCUUGAUAUAGAAGGUUACACUCCAAGCAUGGUGGAGACUGGCUCUCCCCCACGGUCCAAAAGUAAUGUCUCCAUGUUCUUCUGAGUCUGACUCUAUGUCUACCUGGGCAGACUGGUGACUCCAGUUCCAGUUAUUCAGUCCUUGACAAACACGAAGGGUUGAUGAGCUGAUGAGCAAAUAACGCUGUGCACAUUUAGGAGUAAUGGUGGAGGAAAGCAGAGGGUCAUUGAGAUAGGGCAUCAGACAAAUUUAAGAUAGAAUGCAUUGCCCAAAACAAGACUCACAGAGUAAAACAAGGAGCAUCUGACCAUGGUAUUUUUGUUUGGCUGGCAAAUGGAUCCAAUCCUGGCUGAGCCUGGCAUACCUACCUCUUUCCUUCCUGGAGAUCCUACUUCCUAUUCUUGCUACUUUUGCUACUUUAGCCUACUCUGACUCCAGCUUGAAGAAUUUCCUUUGUGAAGUUGUCUUGAUGAUCACCAUGGGACAAUCCAUGAAUUCUCACCGGGAAAUGGGAUGUAGGGCUGAGUCAUUGGUGUGCCACCAAAGGAAAGUGAAGUCCUCUUUGGAUCCAAGGCCAGGAGUAGUCAGCAGGAGGGCAGCACACAUAGAAAGCCAUUCUCCCUUUAUUUUGUUUGUUUUGAUUUCCACAUCUUUCCUCUUUCUUAGUCCAGGAUAGGGAGACUAUGGGAGAAGCAUGGAAUAUGACAGGCAAAAUAGAGCCAACCACACCCUCAGAUGUACAGUCAGAGACUCAGAAACACAGUAGUGUGUACAAAGAGCCAGAGACCAGAGCCAGAUGCAGGACCAGGAUGCAGAUGCAGGGGAGAAAAUCUGAGAAAAACAGAGAGGCAGGGACAGGGAAGGCAGAUACAGAGACAGCCAGAGAGAGGCAGAGACAAACAAGGGCAGGGGUAGACAAGGACAGGCAGAG